CUCACGACAUAUGAUGCGAUCAUUGCACAGCGCCUGAAAAUAUGGCGCCUGUGCGUCGAUACCUGAGAAUCACAAAGUACUCGGUACUCGAGUGCCGCAUCUACCUCGACAACCCAGCCUUGGCGCAGUCAUGGCUCCUGAACCCGCGUGACCCGGUCCUGCCACGGGUCAUCGAGAGCAUUCGUCCACUUGUGCUGCCGAAGCUGCGCGAGGAGAAGGAGCGCGAGAGGAGCAAGAAGAAGAGCUCGAAGAAGAAGAACGUCAAAGACGUCAUUGUGCAAGAUGACUUUGAGGUCUCCAUGUUCCUCACAGAGACGAGCACGCGACAUUCACUUCUCACGAAGCAGAAGCACUUCCGCGAAGCGGCGCCGCCGAUGAUACAGUCCAACUCGACGCGGCUCAUGGGCGAGACCAGCGACGCGCCCGUCGACGUCGACGCAGAGAGCACGCCCCCUCCUGUAGUCCUCCGUGAGGAGAGCGACGAGGGCGAUGGUCUGCGGCUCGCCAAUAUACCGCACGCGGGGCAAAGGCAGAAGAGACGACGAAUGAGAGCGAAUCCGGGUGGACAAGAUGGCGACGAUGCCUCUGACACGGACCCAUCGGACGACGAUGGCCCAGCAUCGGCAAUUGAGAUUGACUCUGACGCGGAGGAGCCUGCAGCAAAGCGACUCCGAGGUGCGGCCGAGUCUGAGGCGGGCGCAGACGACGACAAGAAGAAGCUUGCCAUGGACGUGUCGUACGAAGGUUUCGCCAUCUACGGGCGGGUGUUGUGCUUGGUGGUCAAGCGGCGAGAUACCAGGUCGCAGCUAUCGCUUGCAAAGGCCGACGGGCGCGGGCCGGUCAAGGCCACGGCAGGGGAAGGCCAAGCCAAGAUGGAGAAUUGGAUCACUUCGACGCAGAUCCCUGUGGGCGAGGAGGAGAUGCCGUGAGGCGGGCCGCGAGACGGGCCGCAAGGCAACGACGAGAAUAACACCACCGCCGCCACAACCCCCCAGGACCCCAACGGGAACGUCAGCCGCGUCAGCGAAAGCAACAGCAACAUCUAGCCCAGGCCUGCUGCUUCCAAAUACUUGCUGGCCAUUGUCUCGGCCGUCGAGCGGGGAAAACAGUUGACAGGUCUCUCCGUGUAACCCCAAACCCGGGCUUCGCAGUGUCCCGUGAUGACUGACAUCGCAGGCCCCCCCGGCCAAGUCUGUGGGCUGUUGGUACCCCCGGGAAAUGAGAAAAGCGCCCCCUCCUUCAAGGGCCGCCGCCCGGACAGCGCAGCGCUCCCUGCACAUCCGCAUCGCGUGAUGUGCGACGGGCCGCUGACGGCGAGAUGCGGGAACAAACGGGGACGCUCGAGGCCAUUGCAUGCCCCGCUAGCAUGACGUCUCUCACAUCGGCACUGCGGGCGGGAAGGCAAUGGGCUCCGAUGCGGCUUGGCCCGGCGGAGAAGGAGUUUUUGCAUGAUUUGUGGCCUGCUCGGCGCGUACGUAUUAGGAGGUGCAAUCUGCUCGCUUGGCGGACGGUUCAGGCACAAGAUGCGGGCAACUUUAAACAACGCAGGCACAAGGCACCAUCUAUGAAGCACGUUGUAUAGUAUGGGUGUGGAGAAGGUAUUCCACACAGAUACCGCGGGCAGGUACGGAGUACGUAUUCGCCAUUUGGGUUCACUGAGCACACACUACAGAGACCAUGCAUAACGCAUGUCUUUCAAAGCACAGGACUGCACCCAUAUAUGGACAUGACGGGUUCCGGGUGCUAGCUCACGCCCUGCGCCGAGAACCGACAGUCGUUCGACCGAGACACCAACGGAUGCAACGGCGCGUUGGCGGAGCGAGAGCCCCCAAGUCACACUGCCCUUUUUUUUUUUGUAUCAUCAGCGACGACCAGGUUGUUGUCAUUCCGUGGGCUCCGCACUUGGGGACUUGUGCUCCCCAAGACGCCAAGCAAGAGGAUGACCAGGCCCGUCGGCCUUUACGCGAGCGCGGCCAACUCAGAGACGGCCGAGCGGGGGGAGGACUCAUCAUCUCGCUCAAUCAUCCUCGACUCAGACGCGCACACGUGAUGGGGCCAUUCGUCUGGGGCGACGGCGAUGCCAUUGGCGCGACUGAUGCUCCGACGGGUGGGCGGGAUGGGUGGGA
Molecule: messenger RNA, 2126 nt
Organism: Purpureocillium takamizusanense
Lineage: Eukaryota; Fungi; Ascomycota; Sordariomycetes; Hypocreales; Ophiocordycipitaceae
Exons: 2
Coding region: 42-929 (295 amino acids)
Source: RefSeq, a predicted model, not a curated record